Molecule: messenger RNA, 2920 nt
Organism: Pichia membranifaciens NRRL Y-2026
Lineage: Eukaryota; Fungi; Ascomycota; Pichiomycetes; Pichiales; Pichiaceae
Exons: 1
Coding region: 82-2727 (881 amino acids)
Biological process (GO): translational initiation
Cellular component (GO): eukaryotic translation initiation factor 3 complex
Molecular function (GO): RNA binding; translation initiation factor binding; translation initiation factor activity
Source: RefSeq, a predicted model, not a curated record
UGGUUAUUUACCUCUCGAUUAUUGCAGACUAGAUCCCACGAAACAACAAAGGUACUUGAGUGUGAAAGGUGAAGUAACGAUAUGUCUACGUUCUUUUACUCUUCCUACGACUCAGAAUCGUCUUCUGAUGAGGAUACCUUGUAUUACUCAGACGAUGAACGUCACUUAGAGCAAAGGCAAACGUCUGGCAAGAGUUUGUUGAUCACCGGUGAAAGUGAUGACAGUGGAGAAGAAACCAUGUCCGAAAGUGAGGACGAGGCACCAGCCAACAAAUCAGCAUUUUUGAAGAAGGCCGGUUCCGAUGAGGAAGAUGAUGAAGAAUCAAGCGAUGAUGAAUGGAACAACUCUGACUCUGACUCUGAUUCUGAUGCUGAAGCUCCAAAGGGUCGUUCUUAUUUCCUCAAAAAGGAUUUCCUCAAGGGCAACAACUCUGAUUCCGACUCUGAUGACGAGGAUGAAAAGAAGGUUGUUAGAAGUGCAAAGGAUAAAUAUUUGGACGAAAUUGCUGAUUUGACAGACACCAUUGAAAACCUAUCCAUGGUUGAAGAAUGGGUCCGCAUUGCAUCCGAAUUCGACAAGCUGUUCAAGCUAGCCUACAGACACAACCAAUAUCACUUGUCAAUUCCAAGGUCAUACAUCAAGGCCAUCUCAGUUCUAGAAGACGCAAUCACCAACGAAUCGAGCUCCAACUCAAACGAAGAAGGUAAGAAACUCAAUGCAAGCGAAAGUAAGAGCUUGAACAUCUUGAAGCAAAAGAUCAAGAAGGAAGUUAAAGCUUACAGAGAAGAAGUAGAUCUUUAUAAGAAAGACCCUGAAGCUUACGAAGCAAUCAAAGAUGAAGCUCAAUUCCUUGAAGUUGAAGCAUCCGAUGCUGAGAAGAAGGAGUUGGUUGUAUCAAUUGAGAACCUGUUUACGAUUGUUCAAUCAAUAAUCGAAUCUCGUGGUAAGAAAGGUAUUGACCAAAGAGAGAACUUGAAGACUUUGAAUGAACUUUUACAGAUUGCUCAAUCGACUUACGAAAAAAUUGUCCUUUUAAACUUAAUCAUUUCGUCACGUUUCGAACUUCACACCAAGGAGCAGUUCAUGCCGACCGCCGAAUGGAACAUCAUUUUUGAAGAUAUUUCAAAGCUUCUAGAUGUGCUUGACGCAGACGAAUCAUACAUCAUAACCGAAGUUGCCCCUCCUAACGAUGAUAUCACCACCCCACCACCUGCAAAUUCUGAAGGAAAGCAUUUAAUUGUUGGCUCGGUUACUUCAUUUGUUGAGAGACUUUCUGAUGAGCUCACAUCACACUUGCUUUAUCUCGAUCCAAACUCCUCCGAAUAUAUUUCUUUGUUGAAAGAUGACUCCAAAUUUUAUGGUCUCGUUGUUCGUGCUCAAACUUAUUUGACUCGUAUCAUUCCAACCAAGAGCUACGGUGAGAUUGAAGGUGACCAACUCUGCCGUAUUAUUAUAAAAAGACUUGAAAGCAUUUAUUACAAGCCCGUUCAGCUCAUUGUGCUAGCUGAAUUAAAUGCGUGGAAUCUAUUAAAUACCGAAGACAACUCAUCAAUUGCAAAAAUUAUUUCUUCGGAAGCGACAGACGCUUUAAACAUAAGCCAAGUGAACUCCUUGCUGGACUCAUUAUGUUCUCACCUCUACCAAUACUCAACAGGUGCCGCAUCCCCGGUUUACCGUAAACGUGCAGCUUUGAUGCAGGCUUACUAUUAUGCUACAUCGAACCAAUUUUUCCGUGCACGUGAUAUCUUGCAUCUUACUCAUGUCCAAACCACUAUUCACACAUCCGAACCAGGAGUUCAGGUAUUAUUCAACCGUGCUAUUGUUCAAUUGGGUCUUGCAGCAUUCCGUUCUGGCUUACUUGAAGAAGCACAGACAAUUUUGAAUGAAGUUGUCACAAGUCCUCAUACCAGAGAACUUUUAGGACAAGGUAGAAUCUAUUUCUCUAACUCAAACUCAAACUCAGCUGAUAAUGGUUCUAGUGAAAAAGGCAAGUACGUGCCGUUCCAUAUGCACGUCAACAUCGAGUUGGUAGAUGCCGUGUAUUACAUUUCCUCUUUGUUGUUUGAAGUUCCAUUGAUGGCGUUACAAGCCUACCAAGGCUCCACUCCUGGUGCCGUUGCUUACGCAAACGGAGAAGCUCAAACACAAGCUCAAAAUGCAAAGAAAAAUUUCUCAAGAUCGUUCAAACGUAUUCUUGAAUACACUGAAAGACAAUAUUUCCAAGGACCAGCUGAAGAAACCAGAGAUACUGUUUUCGAGGCCUACAACCACUUGGUCAAGUUCAACUGGAAAACUGCAUCUAAGAUCCUUUGCGAAUUACGGGUAUGGAAUAUGAUGCCAGGUGUUUCUGUAUCAAACUCUCAGGGUAAAACCGGUUUAGAAUCACUGAAUGAUAUGUUGGUUGAAUCUUGUAAGAUACAGGCACUGAAGACAUGGACAUAUGUCAACUCUGGUACUAUUAAAAACUACUCUGUGAGGAAAUUAGCUGCUAGGUUCGAGAUUGACGAAUCUUUGGUGUGCAACACCAUCGGUGGUUUGAUCUACCGUGAAGAAAUCAGAGGUUUCCUCAAGUUCAACGACGAUGGUAGUAAGACCGUUGUUUUCGAAAAGAAGGAAGACGGCAUGGGAGAAAUUGUGCGGGGCUUGACCGAUCGUGUCAACUCGAUCUUAGAACGUAAUGAAAAGUUGAGUUUAGGUGGUUACCAAAUCAUGUUGAAGAAGAAAUAGAGAAGGGACUUACGUCUUCACCUAUCUAUUUUCUAUUUAUAAACAGACAUCUGAAUUGAUUUUUCGAACUAAAUCUUAAUUCUUUUCUUGUAUAUUUUCUUUAUAUACACAAACAACUAUAUAUGAUCUGGAAGGUCGGUGCUACAGUUACCCGAAUCAGCUGUUUUGAGAACAGAAUAUUUGGGGCACUUAC